AGUUCAUGUCAAACAUCAACCACCAGGGUGAACCACUUACACAACCCCACCCCGCCACCGUCAAGGCGGAUUAUACACGGCCCCGCAGCUCGGCAUUAUUGUGAUAACCGUGCCAUUAACUUCACAAUUUCUCUCGUACGCAGCAGUCUUAGUUACGACUGUUUUGAGUUUAUUCAGUCCGUUUUUUUAAUUGCUGUUCACAUUAAGUUGGUUUCUCGAUAGACUCACAACAUGAUGAAAUAUAUAGAAAAAAUAUUACUCUUGCUGGCCAUCACCUGCAACGUGUUUGCAGCCCCAAAGAAUGGAGAUUUCACUGAACACCGUAUGACGGAAGAAGAUAUACGUGACCGCAAUCAUAUCCAGGAUAGUCUAAAUGGGCUAUUAUGUCCUCCAGUCGGACUAAUAGAUAAAUUUGAGGUCAUGACAAUACAAACAACGACGACGAUGAACGGAUGCGCUUAUAUGGAAAAGGCCGUGCUACCAAGCCUAGUCCCAUUAUUUCACCUUUGGCUAGAACGUCCAGAGAGAACUAUGGUACACGGGCAUUGCAAUGACAUGGAGAAUAUGGACCACUUUAUUUUUGAGUGUUUGUCGAAAGAUAAUCCGACCAAUAGAAUAGAUGUUGAGAAAGGCUGGAAAUAUAUUUCAUUACUUGAACAUACAGCCGAUGAAAAAUCUCCACUCUCAAUGAAAAAUGAAACCAAAAGUGUGAGAAAAUCGUUCAGAUGUGCCAUGUACGAUGUGACUGACUACGAUCUAGACGGAGUCAGAAUUAUACGAAUAGCUAUUGCAAAAGCGAGAAAUGAAAUAUUAGAUGUACAACAAUGUGAAGGCCUCGGAAAUCUACUGGGAGAAACUGCCCUUCCAUUCGUUCCCGAGGGCGAACGAGAAUGGCCAGAUGGGUCAUUAUAUUUAUAUAUGAUUGGAAGGAAAACCAUAUAUACUCACAACAUGAUGAAAUAUAUAGAAAAAAUAUUACUCUUGCUGGCCAUCACCUGCAACGUGUUUGCAGCCCCAAAGAAUGGAGAUUUCACUGAACACCGUAUGACGGAAGAAGAUAUACGCGACCGCAAUCAUAUCCAGGAUAGUCUAAAUGGGCUAUUAUGUCCUCCAGUCGGACUAAUAGAUAAAUUUGAGGUCAUGACAAUACAAACAACGACGACGAUGAACGGAUGCGCUUAUAUGGAAAAGGCCGUGCUACCAAGCCUAGUUCCAUUAUUUCACCUUUGGCUAGAACGUCCAGAGAGAACUAUGGUACACGGGCAUUGCAAUGACAUGGAGAAUAUGGACCACUUUAUUUUUGAGUGUUUGUCGAAAGAUAAUCCGACCAAUAGAAUAGAUGUUGAGAAAGGCUGGAAAUAUAUUUCAUUACUUGAACAUACAGCCGAUGAAAAAUCUCCACUCUCAAUGAAAAAUGAAACCAAAAGUGUGAGAAAAUCGUUCAGAUGUGCCAUGUACGAUGUGACUGACUACGAUCUAGACGGAGUCAGAAUUAUACGAAUAGCUAUUGCAAAAGCGAGAAAUGAAAUAUUAGAUGUACAACAAUGUGAAGGCCUCGGAAAUCUACUGGGAGAAACUGCCCUUCCAUUCGUUCCCGAGGGCGAACGAGAAUGGCCAGAUGGGUCAUUAUAUUUAUAUAUGAUUGGAAGGAAACCAUAUAUGUUUACAUAACAAUCAAAUAAGAUCUAAUGAGAAGAAUGCCGUAGAUGUACAUACAGUAUUCAGUUAGCGGUUACCAGUCUUCCAACUACAACUGCUAUCA
Messenger RNA from Metopolophium dirhodum (rose-grain aphid), 1762 nucleotides. RefSeq lists its product as uncharacterized. The coding region runs from base 232 to 1671 and encodes 479 amino acids. The transcript has 9 exons. NCBI's taxonomy places the organism in Eukaryota, Metazoa, Arthropoda, Insecta, Hemiptera, Aphididae. The record is from RefSeq and is a predicted model, not a curated record.